Molecule: messenger RNA, 1411 nt
Organism: Bombina bombina (fire-bellied toad)
Lineage: Eukaryota; Metazoa; Chordata; Amphibia; Anura; Bombinatoridae
Product: ficolin-1
Exons: 9
Coding region: 24-968 (314 amino acids)
Source: RefSeq, a predicted model, not a curated record
GAAGCAAACGUCUAACUACCAUCAUGUGGUCUUCAGCACUUACAGGUCUCUGGCUACUGACUACAUUGGCUAAUGCUGCUGAAACCUGUCCAGACAUAAAGGUUGUGGGAAUUGGAGAAUCGGACAGGUUAACCAUCCUCAGAGGUUGUCCUGGGAAUCCCGGACCUCCUGGCCAUAAAGGUGAAGCUGGAUCACCGGGAGAGACAGGAAUAAAGGGUGUUGCAGGAAUACCAGGAAAGACUGGACCCCCAGGUGAACCCGGCACCUCUGGAAUCAAGGGGCAAAAAGGUGAAAAAGGAGACAUUGGCAAAGCUGAACCGCUAUAUGCUGCAAGGAACUGUAAGGAGCUUCUGGAUCAGGGAGAGGUCCUAAGUGACUGGUACACAAUAUACCCAGAUGGCGAGCGACCCCUGAAGGUGCUGUGUGAUAUGCACACCGAUGGAGGAGGCUGGAUUGUGUUUCAGCGGCGUUGGGACGGUUCUGUUGACUUCUUCCGUGAUUGGAAAUCAUACAAGACAGGAUUCGGCAGCCGUCUGAAUGAGUUCUGGUUGGGAAACGAUAAUAUUCACAAGAUAACGUCAACAGGCACAUGGGAACUGCGUAUAGACCUCCAGGACUUUGAGAACACAAAACACUUUGCCAAAUACACAUCCUUUAAACUUAUGGGAGAGGCUGAGAAGUACAAGUUGUUGAUUGGAGCCUUCACGGAGGGUAAUGCAGGCGACUCUUUCUCGCGUCACAGCAGCCAACGGUUCACCACCAAAGACCAAGACAAUGAUGAACACCCAAACAACUGUGCGGAAGCGUUUAAGGGAGGGUGGUGGUAUCAAGCCUGCCAUUCUUCAAACCUAAAUGGAUUGUACCAUCUGGGAGAACACAGCAGUAACGCUGAUGGUAUUAACUGGUACGCUAAAAGGGGGCACAGUUACUCCUACAAAGUUUCUGAAAUGAAGAUAAGACCUAUGUAAAAGAAGCAGAGAGUGUUAUCAAGCAAAUAAAAAUAUCUAAAAAUAAAAAUAUCUAACUCUAACAUGUGAAUGAUAUAUGCACAAAUAUCAAACCUCAAUAGUCCACAAAUACAACUGUGGCUCCCAUCAGCCACUAGCAUUGAAUACUGCAGUAUGCAACAUGCGCUUCAUUCCUGAUUCGAUAUGCAUUUAAACAACUUCUAGCUAAAGGGAUUUAAAGGUCCCUAUCAAACCAAACCAAGCACUGAAUGUGAGAAGAAUAAAAAAGUGCUUAAAUAAAUGAAAAGUUGUUUCAUACUUUUUUUUUUAAAGCACCAAAGGCAUUGCUGCCUCUGUAACUUUCCACUGCCCUCCGGUUGUGCACGUCUAUGCACUAUUCCUGUUUGGGCUCUUGAUUGACUGCAUUAAUAAACACAACUGUUUACAUUGUUUUGUUAUUCUAG